Molecule: messenger RNA, 1046 nt
Organism: Drosophila miranda
Lineage: Eukaryota; Metazoa; Arthropoda; Insecta; Diptera; Drosophilidae
Product: larval/pupal cuticle protein H1C-like
Exons: 1
Coding region: 549-935 (128 amino acids)
Source: RefSeq, a predicted model, not a curated record
AAUUGAGAGGUCAAAGCACCGCUCCAAGGUUAAGAUGUACAACAAAACUCGUGUUAUUAUGAAUUGUUGCACAGAUUGCUUGCAUUUUCAACAGCAAAGAACUAAUCUUAAUCUAUGCAAUAAGAGUGAUGUGUAUUCAAGUCAAUCUAUGGUACAUCUAUUCCAUCUUACACCAUAACAGCGCAAGAUGGAGCAGCCGAAAAGCAGGCACAAAUUGUCGCCGUACCUCAAGCAUCAGAGGAGAAAGAGUAAUCCAUUUGACACGGCUUGGACUGGUAAUAGCCGACAAACAUUGGAGGCUAGGUUCUGCCACAAAGGUGCGACGGCAGAGGAUUGAAUCCGCAUUCAAUGAACGUUACCAUGCAGAAAUUCAAUGCGGACGCAAUUGUGUUCUAAUUUAGUUUUCGGUUGUUAUUGGGAAUGCCUAAGCCGUAAACCCGUUUGGCCAGGCAGGCCUCCCUCCGGGCCAAUUCGGACUAUAAAACGAUCGAGCUAAUUGGGAAACAGCAUCAUUCACUGACAAACCAACCAACUCUAAACAGCUCAACAUGAAGUUCCUCAUCUGCUUGGCUCUCACCUUCGCCGUUGCCCAGGCUGGCUUCCUGGCUUCCUCUCCGGUUGCCACAUACGCUGCUGCGCCGUCCUAUGCUGCCACCUAUGCCGCUGGACCCGUGGCCUACUCGGCUCCCGUGGCCACGUAUGCUGCAGCUGCUCCUGCCUAUUCCACCUAUGCUGCUGCCGCUCCGGCCUACUCAACCUACACUGCAGCUGCUCCAGCCUACACCUCUUCGGUGUACGGUGUCCGCGCCUACACCGCUCCUGUGACCACGUACGCAGCUGCUGCUCCUGCUUACACAUCCUAUGCUGCGGCUGCUCCUGCGUACACCACCUAUGCUGCUCCGGCCAUUGUCAGCCCAUUCCUGAAGAAGAAGUAAACACCUUCCUUCCUGCCACGAUUCAACCAUCAAACGACAACCUAAUAAAGAAAGAUUUUGUAAUCCACAUCCGUUUACCUGCCCAGUGGGGCCUACAGUAGAUUGAAUAAU